Molecule: messenger RNA, 2794 nt
Organism: Cuscuta europaea
Lineage: Eukaryota; Viridiplantae; Streptophyta; Magnoliopsida; Solanales; Convolvulaceae
Source: the annotation of a GenBank genome assembly
GUGGGCCUGUAGCUCAGAGGAUUAGAGCACGUGGCUACGAACCACGGGGGUCGUGGGUUCGAAUCCCUCCUCGCCCACAACUGGUCCAAAAGUUAAAUACUUUUUCCUCUGUGGGUAGGACAAUAAUGAUUGGGAUAAUGAACCCAAUUUGAUGCGGGUGGGUAAGGUUACUCUUUAUGCUAAAACGCGAGCCAUCUUAUCCUGAUUCGAACUUCUGUUAUUUAGAAUCACUCCCCAAGUAGGAUUCGAACCUACGACCAGUCGGUUAACAGCCGACCGCUCUACCACUGAGCUAUUGAGGAAGAAAAGGAGAUUCAAAUGAAUCGAGUUAAAUUCCUGUUCUCAAUGCAAGACCACUAUAGACGGGUUAAUUCCCGUCGUUCACCCAUAACCCGAAUUGCUGUUUCGUUCGAUAAAUUCUAUAAAUAAGAAAAGUCCAAUAAACUUCAUUUCAUAUAAAACCUAUUUUGAAUUCCAUAUAGUAGAAUAGUAAAAAAAUCAUAGUAUAAGAUGUGAAGACAAAUCUACUAGUUUAUUGUUUGAUAAUAUCAAAAAAAUUUUUAUUUUAAUUAAGGAGCUUUUUAUGUUUAUAGGUUCUGAUUUAUUCUUGAAGGUACUCAAUUCAGUCGUUGUAGUCGGACUUUAUUAUGGAUUUCUUACCCACAUUUUCAAUAAGGUCCUCUUAUUUAUUCUUUGUGCGAACUCUGGUUCUGGAAAAAGAAACAAAUACAAAUAAUAAGGUAGCAGCAACCACUGGUUUUAUUCAUGGGACAGCUCAUGAGAUUCGUAUCCAUCUAUUAUGCGCCCUUUUAUCUAGCUUUGGGUAGACCUCAUACAAUAACUGUCCUUGCUUUACCUUAUCUUUUGAUUCAGCUUUUCUUGAACACUGAAAAAAAAAUUUUUGCUUAUGGAUCUAAUAACCAAAAUUCGAUCCGUGAGCUAGAGAAUAUCUUUGUAUUCCUCAAUCAUCUUAUUUUUCAGUUGCUUAACACUUGCAUUUUACCAAGUUCAACGUUAGCCCGAUUAGUAAGCAUUUAUCUGUUUCGCUGUAAUAAUAAGAUGUUGUUUGUAACAAGCAGUUUGUUUGCUUGGGGAAUGGGACAAAUUUUAGUCAUAAAUUGCUUGGAAUUUUUAGCAGUCUGGAUACAGAAAAAUAAUGUUAUUAGGUCGAUCAUUCGAAAGUACCUAGUGAGAAAUUCUAUAUUUUUUAUUUUAGUAAAUUAUAGUUUUGGAACUCUAGUAUGUAUUCUAAGUAUUCAGUCUUUAGGCAGAACACCCUUACCUAUUCCUACUCAGAAAUUUAGUGAGGUCUCAAAAAUAGAACAAAGGGAAAAGGAAAGGUUGCAAAGGGAGGAAGAAAAAGACGUAGAAAAAAAAAAGAAAUCCGCUGAAAAAGAUCCUUCCCUUUUUUCCGAAGAAAAAGGUAUUUUGGAAAAAGAAUUGGACUUGAAGGUAAUGAACCAGACUUGGAAGGGUCUGAUUCCGAAUUGGAAAUCCUUGAAAAAAAUGAAAAUAAAGAACAUAUUGUGGCUCUUCUUUUUGAUUAUAAAAGAUGGACUCGCCCAUUUCGUUACAUAAAAAAAUAAUAGACUUGAACAAGCUGUAAGAAACGAAAUGGCACAAUAUUUCUUUGACAUACAUAAAAGUGAUGGAAAAGAUAGAUAUCUUUUACCCAUCCGAUAUGUUUAUCAACGUUUUUUCAAAUAAUCAAAACAAAGAUACCCCUUUUGUCACUAGAAAAAGAUAUUUCUAAUACAUUGGACAAUUUUUGGGUUUCUAGAAACAAACAAAAAUUAAAUUCUAUAAAAAUUGAUUUGCUAAUCGAAUUAAAAAUCUUGACAAACCAGUAGCAGUUCCAAUAAUCGAAAUUGAAACAAACAAAACGCGAUUAUGUAUAACACAAUGAUGAGACUAGAAAAGAAUACUUACCAGAAAAGUAUGAUCCCUUGUUAAAUGGCCUUCCCGCGGAAGAAUAAAAAAAGAUAUCACGUCGAUAAACGAUACUUCGAUCAAAAAGUUGAGAGAGAAGGUUAUGCUAAAUAGACUUCAUGCUUUAUUGUUGAUGUCUACUUUUGAAAAAAAGGAAAAAAAAACCAUUACAAGUUGGUGAGUUCUCAACUUUAUCAUCAAGUUUCAAUUUAACGGAUUCAGAACAACUAACAAAAUUUUUAGUAAAUGCAAUUGAGACAGACGAUAAAAAAUCUUCUGCAAUAGAAAAAAAUAGGUAAAGAAGAAAUUGGUAAAAAAGUCCCCGAUGGUCAUACAAAUUAAUAACUGAAUUGGAACAAAUAUCGUAUUUUACAAAUCCACCAGAUGAUCAUGAUAUUCGUUCAAGAAAAGGGAUCAGUGUAUUAAUUUUUGAAGAACCUAAGACUCUCAAAGAUAAGACUACAAACAAAGAUAAGAAUACAAAAGAUACAAAUAUUCAAGCUAUAAAAUCCGACGAUAAUGAGAAAGAUAAAAAUAUUAAAAAGAAAAAGGAAGAUGAGGAUAAUAAGCUUUUUUUAUUACGAUAUCCGCACCAAUCUGAUUUUCGCCAAGGCUUAAUAAAAGACUCUAUGCGAACUCAAAGACGUAAAAUAGUUAUUGAGGGACUUUUUAAAGCAAAUGCGCAUUCCCCUCUUUUUUUUGACAGGAUGAGGAAAAAAAACCUUUUUUUCUCUACCAUACCUGGCUCAACUGAACGGCUUUUUAGAAAAUGGUCAUCCAUAAAAGAGUUUGGGUAGAAUCUACAGAGGAAAAAAAAAUAAUAAUAAAAAGAGAAACCAAAAAGGAAAAAAAACGACGAGAGGAA